This is a messenger RNA of Leguminivora glycinivorella, 1971 nucleotides long. RefSeq lists its product as uncharacterized. Gene Ontology annotation, molecular function: nucleic acid binding. NCBI's taxonomy places the organism in Eukaryota, Metazoa, Arthropoda, Insecta, Lepidoptera, Tortricidae. Bases 1 to 1971 code for a protein of 656 amino acids. Gene Ontology annotation, biological process: DNA integration. The transcript is spliced from 3 exons. The record is from RefSeq and is a predicted model, not a curated record.
AUGAACUUUCGGCCGACCGCAUAUGGUAUCUCCCGCACUUCGGAAUUCAGAACCCCAACAAACCUGGAUGUUCACCGUAGUGGCGUGGAGUGGAACGACCACAUCCGACCAGAGGAGCACGCGCGCUGGGUAAGGUGGCUCGACGAGCUUAAACUACUAGCGUCGCUGCGCAUCCCUCGACACUACGCGGCCGCGGGGCCAUGGACGCCGUGCUACGAUGAUUCGGCGGAUGGGGUAAGUGACCCCACCAUCAUACAUACCGAAUUACAUGCAUUUUGCGAUGCCAGUAGUAAGGCAUAUGCCGCUGUUGUUUAUUGGCGCUUUGUUCGCUCAGAUGGAACUAUAAAUGUAUGUUUUGUGGCGAGUAAAAGCAGAGUGACCCAACUACGUCCGGUCUCUAUACCGAGGCUAGAGCUUCAAGGUUGCUUGCUCUCUGCUCGUCUGGCCGCCACAAUACAGAACGAGCACAAAGACAUUAAGCCAAACAAGCGAUAUUUCUGGACGGAUUCAAAUACCGCCCUCCAGUGGAUUCGCAGUGACCCUAGAGACUUUAAAACAUACGUCGCUCACCGCCUCGGUGAGAUUGACGAGUUGACCAGUGCGUCAGAGUGGCGUUACGUCCCCACGUCCUUGAACGUAGCCGACGUAGCCACUCGUGAGGACGCGCCACCACUGCAGUACGAUGACGUAUGGUUCCAGGGGCCAAACUUCUUGCGUGAACGCGAAGGUGAGUGGCCCAAGGAUCUCAAGAGCUCCAAGCAGCUUGAAGAAGCUAUUUGCGAACGUAAGGUCAUUAAUGUUGUAUCCUCAGCCGACUGUACUAGUACGUUGCCGGUACCUAACGAAAAUUACUUUUCGUCGUGGAUUCGAUUACUUAUGACUACUGCACGGGUAUUGUUGUUUAUUAAAAAAUGUCAGCAUAAAUGCGAUCGAAUCGACACCGAACUGUUACAAUCGGCAGAGGACUUGUUGAUUAAAAAAUGUCAACAUGAUUCGUUUCUUACAGAAAUUGCCUGUUUAAGGAACAAUAAGCCGUUAUCGAAAGAUAGCCGACUGCUACAGUUAACGCCCUAUCUCGACGAUGCGGGCCUACUACGUGUAGAGGGCCGUAUCGACAAGACUGUUGGAGUCAAUGAGUCUACGAAGAGACCAGUGAUUCUUGAUGGCAAGCAUCGAAUCACCAGACUGCUCGUAGAACACUACCACAGGCGAGCACUGCACAGAGCUCAAGAACUGGUAGUUAAUGAGCUAAGGCAGCGCUAUUGGAUUCUGCAACUGCGACCAACUGUACGCGCAGUCGCAGCCCAUUGUCUGCUGUGCAGAUAUCGUCGCGCCACGCCGCAGCCGCAGCGUAUGGGUGACCUGCCCGCUGCACGGCUGCAGCACAACCGUCGUCCGUUCUCGUUCACCGGGGUCGACUUUUUCGGCCCCAUGGAGGUAACCGUAGGUCGUGGUAGGCAGAAACGGUAUGGAAUGUUAUUCACAUGUCUGACCAUUCGAGCCGUACAUGUCGAAAUAACGGAAAACCUUACAACUGACUCUACCAUAAUGGGUUUGAGACGGAUGAUAGCACGCAGAGGUACCCCUACCAUGAUAUACUGCGAUAAUGGGACCAAUCUUAGAGGUGCCCACAUGGAAUUGAAACGCAGUAUUGCUGAACUAGACAGCGAUGCCCUGCGCAAUGAUGGACUCGUGAGAGGAAUUGAGUGGAAAUUUAUUCCCCCGGGCGCCCCAGAAAUGGCUGGCGCGUGGGAACGAAUGGUGCGUACUUUUAAAUCAUCCCUGCGAGCUGUUCUCAAGGAGCGCGCCCCACGGCCAGAGACCCUUUCAACAUUGAUGGCUGAAGUUGAAGCCCUCGUCAACAGCCGUCCUAUCACGUACGUAUCGGUUGAUCCUAACUAUCCUGAGGCUCUGACCCCCAAUCACUUCUUGAUUGGUACGUCCUCAAAUGGACCAGCUUUUGGGUUGUAA